Molecule: messenger RNA, 994 nt
Organism: Lycium ferocissimum
Lineage: Eukaryota; Viridiplantae; Streptophyta; Magnoliopsida; Solanales; Solanaceae
Exons: 8
Coding region: 6-647 (213 amino acids)
Biological process (GO): maturation of LSU-rRNA from tricistronic rRNA transcript (SSU-rRNA, 5.8S rRNA, LSU-rRNA)
Cellular component (GO): nucleolus
Molecular function (GO): RNA binding
Source: RefSeq, a predicted model, not a curated record
ACAUUAUGGGUGCUAAAGCGAGGAAGAAAAGCAUAACUAAGACGUUGAAGAAGGGUGCCAGCGAAUUCUCUGCUUCUAAAGAUAAAGCUGCUGACUUUCUGCCAUUGGAAGGUGGGCCAGCUAGAAAACUUCCGGCUACUGAAGUACGGGAAAGUAAAGCGACAGUGUUGUAUAUUGGAAGGAUUCCACAUGGAUUUUAUGAGAAUGAAAUGGAAGGUUUCUUUAAGCAAUUUGGUACAAUUAAGAGGCUUAGACUUGCAAGGAAUAAAAAGACAGGAAAAUCAAAGCAUUUUGGCUUCAUACAAUUUGAGUCCCCUGAGGUUGCUAAAGUGGUUGAGGAAACUAUGCAUAACUAUCUGUUAUUUGAGCACUUGUUGCAAGUUCGUCUUAUUCCUCCUGAACAUGUUCAUCCCAGAUUGUGGAAAGGUGUGAACCGCUGGUACAAACCAUUGGAUUGGGUUAAAAUUGAAAGGAAGCGUCAGGACAAGGAAAGAACAUUGGAAGAGCAUAAUAAGUUGGUUGAAGGAAUUUUAAAACGUGACAAAAAGAGGCGAAAGAGGAUCGAGGCAGCUGGGAUUGAUUACGAGUGCCCAGAAAUGGUUGGUGCAAUUCAGGCUGCACCAAAGAAGAUCCGGUUUGCGGAUUAGAUCUUUCUGAGUAUAGUAUGUGAGCAAAAUAGUAUGUAUGGCAACAAGCAGAUUAGUAUAUGUGCGCGGUGUGUGACUGAGGAUCAGCUGAACUGGCAGGUUAACAGCCACAUUAUUUUUGCUACCGAGUGUAAACUUGUGAUGUUGUCAAAGGCUCUCUGGACUAUCGAUAACGUUGGAUUUCUUUGAUUUUGAAAAUCUAGGAUAGAAUUUUUUGUAACAUAGAGAAGACAAGGAAGAAUAUAACAAUGUUAUCUAUUGGUUGUAUACCGUGAAUCUAUCAUAGUUAAAGUAAUUGCUUUUCUUAUUCGAUCCUAACCUCAUAGUUAUCAAAAACAUUUUCUUCA